Oncorhynchus tshawytscha (Chinook salmon) is the source of this 2414-nucleotide messenger RNA. RefSeq lists its product as uncharacterized. Gene Ontology annotation, molecular function: sequence-specific DNA binding. Gene Ontology annotation, biological process: DNA integration. The record is from RefSeq and is a predicted model, not a curated record. The transcript has 12 exons. Bases 124 to 1671 code for a protein of 515 amino acids. NCBI's taxonomy places the organism in Eukaryota, Metazoa, Chordata, Actinopteri, Salmoniformes, Salmonidae.
AGAAGAACAAGAACAACCCGUGUAAAAAACAUGAACAUCCGGCGGCAUCAUCACCUCUGAGAACGUUUAGUUAGCUAGUUGUGCCUCGUAUUUUAUUUUUGUUCAUUUCACACAGCGACAAAAAUGCCAACACUGUGUUCAGCAUACAACUGCAAAAAUCGCGGUCCCAAAGCUGAUGUAGGAUUUUUUAGUUUCCCCAAAAAUGACCCUGAAAGACGCAAGCGAUGGAUUAUUAAUAUGAAGUGGAAAGACUGGAAUCCGCAACACCACCACCGUGUGUGCUCCAUUCACUUUGAAGACAAGUACAUUUGCCGGAUGGACAAACGUCAACGUCUCACGCCAGACGCAGUCCCGACCAUUUUUGACUUCCCAGAGAACUUUCAAAAGAAGAAGGCAUCCAUCCACCCACAGAGUAGAAGAGCCAGGAGUGAUGGGUUGCCAGAGAAGUAUACUGCUGCCCAUGCUGUUACAGUGGCUGAACCGGUCACAACACCAAGCCCCACCAUCACAUCAGAGACGAGCAAGCUGGCUAAAGACAAUGCUAAAUCUCCAGAAAAAGUUACCUCUUCAAGUUGGUAUAUCCAUGUAGAUGAAGAAAUCCAAAUGGCUGAAUCCCUCCCAGGUUUCUUCCACAGUGAUUACUGUCUACCACACAGUAUUCGCUGGGGAUUCAAAGAUGAUGUUGCCCCGAAGGUGGCAUGUGAGAACAUGGAGUUCCAACUUCCACCCCUCAAGCACAUAAUAGAGAUCACAGAGGCAUGGGAGUGGCUGGGUAUGGACAUUAGAGGACCACUGCCCCUAACACCGAACGGACACCAGUACGUUCUGACCUUGACAGACUUCUACUCCAAAUGGGUGGAGGCCUUCCCCCUGAGAGGUUGUAGCUCUACUGAGGUAGCACAGCAUGUAGCUGAAGUCAUCUCUCACUUUGGCUUCCCUUUUGGAAUCCUUGUUCGACUAAAGAGGAAGUUUACCAGUAAGAUCAACCUUGCCUUAAACAGUCAUCUGAAGCUGAGGGGGUUCUCUCUCUUAUACCGUCAUCGGCAAGUUGGAUCACUGGAUCUGGCCACACAAACCCUGAUCAGCAGGAUGGUGUCUGAUCUUGUGAAGGACCAUCCAGACAACUGGGAUGUCUGCCUCCCUGCAAAGGUGUUCAGCCUGUGUUUCAAGGAGCACCCCAAGACCAAGCAGAGACCUUUCUCUCUGCUGUGCUGCAAAGGACCACAGCCAGUCACCACCCCUAGGGAUCUGUCUUUCAGUCCUGCAGAGCUCAGAGAGAGUUCCUUUGCAAUCCAGUCCAAUCAAGAGGGUGGUCAUGACACUGAUCCGCAAGACAUGGUUGGCAUUGAUUCUGGAAAGGAAACAGCUGGAAAGAGCACUAUUACCAGGGUCUCCUUUUUAAGGAGCAACACUGAGAGUAACAACACUGACGGUAACACAUAUGGUCACCCCGACGGUCUCACGGACGGUAGCACGGACGCUAACCCCGACGGUAGCACGGACGCUAACCCCGACGGUAGCACGGACGCUAACCCCGACGGUAGCACGGACGCUAACCCCGACGGUAGCACGGACGCUAACCCCGACGGUAGCACGGACGCUAACCCCGACGGUAGCACGGACGCCAACAGUGAGCGGUCCUCUGAAGAACAUCAUGCCAUGGAAAACUGAAUAAUUGAUUGGAUGAGCGCUCUAUCGGGGGUGUAGUUUUUAUUUUAUCAUUUUGUUUAGAAACACUUCUUUUAUGGUUGUUUGGCUGGUGUACUGCGUCAUGAUUGUUACACAGGAGGAGGAUAGGAGUUUAUGAACCAACUGGAUAAAUUAAAUUCAGUCAACACAUGCAUAGCAGCAUAGAUGAUGGAACAGUGAUACGCUUAUCCUAAAAGCAAUUUCUUUAUUUUACCCCGUAAAUUUUAUUUUUUCCCCCAGUAAACGAAUCCAAACAUGCGUUAUUGUAGUACAUUAUUGUAGUAUAGAAAAUUUCACCUUACAUUAUUGUAGCAUAUACUGUAGAUAUUUUCACCUUACUUGAUCUUGGAAAAAAUCACUUGGAUGCUCCUCCAAGUGGUAGUUAGUAGUAGGAAAUGUAUCAUCCCUGAGCUCUGACUUCUCCCACAUGCUGACCUCUGACGUCAUGUACUAAGGAAAUUACUUCCAUAACAGCAUUUUCAGCAGUUAAAUGCAACUAAACAUUAUUUAUAAAAAGCAAUCUUGUUAUUGUUUUUGAACACAUGUUCAUGUUCACUUGUUUACAAUCAUGGUAGCUGUACAUUGUUUAUGGUUGACGCAGUUUGUUGGCCAUUAGCCAAUCGGCGAGUUCAAAGCUUGUGAAUGUAUCGAACUGGUAAAUUACUACCUUCCCCAAUUGGUUAUGAACGUAGGAUUAUUAAAGGAAUGUUUUUUUAUGCCUUGAA